Molecule: messenger RNA, 2663 nt
Organism: Aphanomyces invadans
Lineage: Eukaryota; Oomycota; Saprolegniomycetes; Saprolegniales; Verrucalvaceae
Exons: 13
Coding region: 1-2568 (855 amino acids)
Biological process (GO): protein O-linked glycosylation
Molecular function (GO): glycosyltransferase activity; S-adenosylmethionine-dependent methyltransferase activity; protein binding
Source: RefSeq, a predicted model, not a curated record
AUGCCGCCUCGGCAACCAUGGCGGGGUCUUGUUGCGGUGGCGUGGGCCGUCGUGGCGUUUGGGAUAGCUGCCCUGGCGACUUCGAUCUCGGAGUACCGAAUCAGACUGUCCAACUACAAUGCGAAUCGUGACAUGCGUGGCCUCGAAAAGCUGUGUGAAUCCCUGUUGUCACGGAAGCUUGCCGAAUUGGACGGGCAGGUUCCCAGCGUGUACGAGUACCUCGGUGUGGCGCAAUACAACCUUGGCAGGUUAAAGGAAGCGACUGAGUCCUUUAAGAAGGCUGUAGUCCUCCAUCCCAACCAUGGACAAGUGUACAUGCAUCUAGGAGAUUGCUUCUUGAGCCAGUUCCUCGUCGAGGAUGCCAUCCGCGUGUUCGAAACCGCACUCGUGGACAAGAACCUCACGACCGACGUGAGCGUACUCUUCAAAGCUCGCAAUUGGGUGGCCAAUUGGACCGACCACGAUAUUGUCCAGGACGCUGUGGUCGACUCGACGACGUCGAACGUACUUCGCGGUGAAGCGUCGCUCGUGUCUGCAGCAGACCUUGGUGCCAUACCCAACGAUCUUACCCUUAAAGUAAGCCAGCUCGCCCUCCAUUCCAAGCCGAGCGCACUGGCCUUGUGCUGCGACUCGCCGCUUCCUCCAGCGACACCCAAGCUCAAAGUUGGCUUUGUCUCGUCCGAUUUUGGCAUCCACCCUGUCGCCACGCUCGUGAGGGGUCUCAUGGCGAUGCUUCCCUCGAAUACCAUUGAGGUCUUCUGCUUUGCACUUACAGAUGCCCAGUCAUGGUGGCGUACCAACAUCACGGGCCAAGUCGACCACAUGAUCUCCCUCAACGGCGUCAAUUAUGAAUCGGCUGCGUCGGCGAUUCACAACCUUGGCAUUCACGUGCUUGUCGACUUAAAUGGCCACACGCUACACUCUGGCUUGCCCAUAUUCAGCCAUCGCCCAGCUCCUGUGCAGAUGACCUUUCUUGGGUACCCCUUGACAACGGGCAGUUCCUUCAUCGACUUCUUCAUUGUGGACCCGAUGUCAGCGUCGCCUUUGCACGUACACGAGUCAUUUUCCGAGAAAAUGGUGUACCUGCCGCACAACUACAUCGUGAACGACCACAAACAAAUGAUGAGCCAUGUCGUGCAUCCUGGUGUCACCCGGCCCACGAGAUCUCAGGCCAAUUUGGCAGGGCUCCCUCGGUCGGCUUUCGUUUUUGCCACGUUUAGCAAUUGGCAGAAAAUGGACCCAACGACGUUUGCAACGUGGAUGCACAUCUUGCAGCGAGUGCCCCACAGCGUCUUGUGGUUCCAGCAAUACUCUGGAUAUGCAGCCGCCAAGAAAAACCUCGUUCGGCAAGCCAAGCAGUUUGGCAUCGAUGGCACCAGUCGCUUUAUCUUCACACCAAUGACGGCGUGGAUCAACCAUACUUGGGUGAAGCAAGCGGCGGACUUGGUGCUGGACACAGCGCUCAAGAAUGGCCACACGACUAUCGUGGAUGCGUUGUGGGCUGGGUUGCCACUCGUGACGCUCCAAGGGGACCGCAUGAGCAAUCGGGCGGCCAGUUCUGCCGUCGCGUCGAUGGGCGACCAUCGGCUGAAUGUUAUGACGACGAAUUCGUACAAGGAGUACGAAGACACUGCCGUGCGUUUAGCUCGACAUCCUCGCUUGCUGGCGUCCUUGCGACUGGCGUUGCAACGCCAAAGGAAUUCUGCCAUGCUCUUCGAUACGCGAUCAUUCGCCAUAGGGUUUGGCCGGAACUUGAUGGCCACGUGGGAGUGGCAGCGAGAGGCGUGGGCGAUGCUCGCAUCCGACUCGAUUUCCAAGAGCAUGCGCCACACACACACCACGGAUCUCCAUCGCAUGCAUGUGGUCAUCCCGUCGCAAUCGCGCCCCACGGCGCAGCCUUCCUCAGACGAAGAAGGAUCCAAGGACGACGACGAGGCGAAGGAGUCGCGAGAACCAAGUACUUCCGUCGAAGUCAGCACUGGCGAACCGCCAUUGCUUCUCCAUAUUGGCGGCCACGUACCUCGAGACGGAUGGACCGUGGUGAACAUUCAACGGCUCCGUCAUGUCGAUUUGGUGCGUGAAAUGAAAGAUUUGCACGGCAUCGGCGCCAACACCGUCACGGCGAUAUAUUCCUCGCACGCACUCGAGCACUGCGGCUACGGCGUGCAUGCUGCAGACGUGUCGGCAACGCUGGCUGAAUGGCAUCGCGUGCUCAAGGCGGGAGGCGCGCUGUUUCUAUCCGUGCCAGAUUUGUCCGUGCUCGCGAUGCUGUUUGUGGAUCCGACGCUGACACCCGGACAGCGCUUUCACGUCAUGCGCAUGAUGUACGGUGGCCAAACGGACGGCCACGACUUCCACAAGACUGGGUUUGACCGUGUCAUCUUGGACUCGUUUCUCACCGAGGCAGGAUUUUGCAACGUCACACGAGUCAAGUCGUUCGGAUUGUUUCAAGACACAAGCGAUCUGGUGUUCCAUGGGAAGUCCAUCAGCUUGAAUGUAGUUGCCAAGGCUUGCAAGCGUGGCCAGGUGCCCAUUUCAGUCAACCUGCCCGCCACGUCCCCUGCUUGACAAAUCCCUUCUCGCUGACUAGCUUGUGCGCUACAACUCGACAUGGAUCUGCAUGUCGUGACGUCUCCUGCCGAAACUCGAACGCAACGUUGCUC